Molecule: messenger RNA, 2315 nt
Organism: Phanerochaete carnosa HHB-10118-sp
Lineage: Eukaryota; Fungi; Basidiomycota; Agaricomycetes; Polyporales; Phanerochaetaceae
Exons: 8
Coding region: 85-2175 (696 amino acids)
Biological process (GO): protein retention in Golgi apparatus; retrograde transport, endosome to Golgi
Cellular component (GO): endosome
Molecular function (GO): phosphatidylinositol binding
Source: RefSeq, a predicted model, not a curated record
UUCUUGCCUCUGCAUACACCGAAGCGAAGACACGGGACGUCGCUCUUUCUUACUACCGCUUGAAAUUCCCCACGCUUGGAAGAUAUGGACAGCUUCGACGACUUGCUUGCCCCAACACGCGAUGCGCUCGAGAGGAAUCCGUUCGCAGACACAUUUAGACGGCCAAGCUCACCUGACCCAUGGACAAGCUAUCAAGCACCAGCCUCUUCGAAUGUCCCAACCGACGAUGGUGAUCCUUUCGGCGCCGAGCUUCGCGGUAGCACGCCAACCCUUGACGAGCCUGGCUUCGCCGGUACCACGGCCGCAAGCUCUGACGCAGGUUUCGUAGCAUAUAGCGGGGCAGAGGACCCCCUAGAGUCAUCCAAGACUCUGCAAGGCGAAGAGGGCGAGCCCGCUCACGCACACGAGCGAGAACCGCCGACGCCCACCGAGCAGGCAUCACUCGCCUCGCCCAAGUCGCCGGGCUUUAGGGAGAGUGUGUCUACCACGAUAAACGAUAUCCUGACAUCUGCGCCGCCGUAUGCAGAGGAGAAGCAGCCUACACCACCGCGUGCGCCGUCACCACCGCUUCUUGUCAACGAGGACCCGCCAUUGACACCUGCCUCGCCCCCACCGACGAGCCCCACGGACUCCGCCCCGCUGUCCUCUGCAUUCAUCAUCGGUCAUGCGCCUUCAAGCUCGGUAGCGUCCACUAUGUCACCGCUCCUGGCUGCACCCAGCAGACCCUUCCAUUCGCCUCUAGACCAGCCGCACUCGCUCGAGCGGUCGUUCUCGGGGCUCGCUCUCGGCGGCGAGAGUGUGAACGGUUGGCAAAGCAUGGCUCAAGGGAGCCAGACCAUGUUUGUAGCGAGCACUAACAGGCCGAUUGUGCCGAACGAUGACGAUGACGACGACGACGACGACGACGACGACAAGCCGAUACUGCAGGCGAGGAUGAACUCAUUGGAGCGUGCACAACGAACUGGAUCGCCUGCAAUUCCUCCGUCACCUCCACCGCUGAAGAGGAACGACGCGGGGAUUGCACCUGUGUUCACAAUAAGUGUAGAUGAUCCACAGCGUGUCGGAGAUCCUAUCCGUGGGUAUACUAUGUACACUGUACAUACCAAGACCAACUCGCCCAUGUUUACACGAUCGGCCUUCUCAGUACUACGCCGGUACUCAGACUUCCUUUGGCUUUAUGAGACCCUCUCGAAUAACAAUCCAGGCGUGAUGGUUCCGCCAGUACCAGAGAAGAGCCCCUUCAAUCGCUUCGAUGCACAGUUCGUGCAGCAGCGGCGCCUUGCACUCGAGAAGUGCGUGACCAAGAUUUCAAACCACCCGGUGCUGCAGAAGGAUUCAGACUUGAAGCUCUUCCUAGAGAGUGAUACCUUCUCACUGGACAUCAAGCACCGCAAAGCCGAGAUCGCGCAUGAGAAGGGCGGCGUGCUCGCGUCGUUAGGACAAAGCAUCGCAGGACCCCGUUUCCAUGAGACCGACGAGUGGUUCGACAAGCAGAAGGGAUACCUGGACAGCCUCGAGGUGCAGCUUCGAGGAUUGGUCAAGUCCUUAGACCUAGUGGCAAAACAGCGCACAGAGCUGGCUCUCGCCGCGAGCGAGUUCGCACAGACUAUCCAUGACUUGGCCUCUUCGGACGUCGGGCUCGGUCAGCAGCUAGCAAAAGCACUCGCGGGGCUCGCAGUUGUGGAACGCAAAGCACAAGAGUUGCAGGAGAAGCAAUCGGAUGAAGACGCGUUGACGGUAAUGGCUACUGCGGAUGAGUACGCACGGCUAAUAAAUUCUGUUAGACUGGCAUUCAGCUCGCGCGUUCGCAUGUACUAUGCGUGGCAAACCGCAGACAAGCACGUCAAAGGCGUGAAGCAGCAACAUGAGACAAAUCGUGUCCAGGGCAGGCUGACCCCAGAGCAGCUCAGCCGUUCGUUGGCUCUCGUUGCUGAAGCAGAGCGUCGUGCGCUCGAUGCCAAGCAGGAGUUUGACCAGGUUUCGCGUCUGGUAAAAUCCGAGAUGGCGCGCUUUGAGCAAGAGCGAAUCGAAGAUUUUAAGAACUCGCUUGAAGCGUUCCUCAGCGGUAUGAUCUCGAAGCAGAAAGAGCUGAUUGCUGCAUGGGAGACAUACCAGCAGACCUUGCUGAAAAAAUCUGCUCCUCAGACUCAGAGAUCAGUUUCGGUGGAGGGCUGAGCAUGCUAGGUAUCCAUGAGCUUAUACUGUGGUGGACAUGGUCUUUCUCCUGGCACAACCUUAGUACGGAAUUGCCCAUAAAGAAAUUGUUACGGAACUACUGUGUCGCGCGAUCCAUGACGGACGUCACGGCUGGUCAC